Molecule: messenger RNA, 1848 nt
Organism: Engraulis encrasicolus (European anchovy)
Lineage: Eukaryota; Metazoa; Chordata; Actinopteri; Clupeiformes; Engraulidae
Product: UDP-glucuronosyltransferase 2B17-like
Exons: 2
Coding region: 159-1748 (529 amino acids)
Molecular function (GO): UDP-glycosyltransferase activity
Source: RefSeq, a predicted model, not a curated record
CCUAUAACGGAGAUGAACACAGCAUAUUUCACAGCUACUGUAUGUGGUGUAGUUAGACUUUUGCACUCUCCAACUCAAAAGCAACCAACGUAUAGGCCUACUUCAGGUGGGGCACAUACAAUGCUGUAGUGCGUCCUGGUCGACAGCAAAGAUCAGAGAUGGAGUCGAGGAUGCUGCUGUCCAUCGGCUUCCUUGCUGUGCUAUCUGUGUCGGCGUAUGGCGUCUCCGGAGGGAAAGUUCUGGUGUUUCCGAUUGAUGGCAGCCACUGGGUCAACAUGAACAUCGUGAUCGAGGCCCUCCAUGCCAAGGGGCACACCGUGGACGUGAUCAGAUCCUCGGGGAGUUGGUACAUCAAGGAGUCCUCGCCCCACUACACUGCGAUCACUGUCGAGCACGGCUGGGGGUUUGACGAGGAGUUCAUAAAGGCGCUCACCACAGAGCUUGUGAGGAUCCAGGCGGAGAAGGAGUCCAUGUGGACGCGGUGGCAGGUGGAGAUGGAGCUCAUGGAGAAGGGUUUAGAGAUGGCGGACAUGGAGAUUGACAUGCUUAGUUCCAUGCUGGAUGACCAGCAAUUUAUGCAGUCGCUCAAGGAGGCUAAGUAUGACUUGGUUCUAGCAGACCCGGUGUCACCUACUGGACCAAUCCUGGCCCAUUAUCUAAACUUACCUUUGGUUUUCAAUGUGAGAUGGACUGCCCAUGGCGAGGGACACUUUGCCAUUGCUCCAACGCCUCUUUCUUAUGUCCCUAUGCCUAUGUUUGAACUAACAGACAGAAUGAGCUUUUUGGAAAGAGUGUGCAACAUUUUCUUUUUUGCCUUUUAUGAAUAUCAAGCCCAGUUCCUCAUCGGACCAAAAUAUAACGCCUUGACAAACAAAUAUUUUGGCCCUGAUGUUCACUAUUUCCAGUUGAUCCAGGGAGCUGACAUUUGGUUGAUGCGAGUCGACUUUACGUUUGAAUUUCCACGCCCCACCAUGCCUAACAUUGUGUACAUGGGUGGCUUCCAGUGCAAGCCAGUGAAACCUCUUCCUCAACACGUAGAGGACUUUGUGCAGAGUUCCGGAGAACAUGGAGUGGUCAUCAUGUCAUUGGGGACAUUGGUUAGCGAACUUCCAAAACGGAUAGUAGAAGAAAUGGCAGCAGCUUUUGCCCAACUCCCGCAGAAGGUCAUAAUCAGAUACACAGGGGUGAAACCAUCAACGUUGGGCAACAACACCCUUUUGCUUGAGUGGUUGCCUCAAAACGACCUGCUUGGUCACCCAAAAACUAGACUGUUUGUCGCCCACGGAGGCACCAAUGGGGUUCAGGAAGCCAUCUAUCACGGUGUUCCGAUCAUUGGUGUUCCACUGAUGUUUGAUCAAUUUGACAAUUUGUCACGGAUGAGGGCCAAAGGAACAGCUAAGGUGUUGGACAUCUUCUCGCUCGACAGGGACAGCUUUCUCCAGGCGCUGAAGGAGGUGCUCCAUGAGCCCUCCUACAGGGAGAACAUGCAGAGACUCUCCAGCCUCCACCGAGACCAGCCGAUGAAACCCCUGGACCGAGCCCUCUUCUGGAUCGAGUUUGUCAUGAGACACAAAGGUGCUGCUCACCUGCGUACAGAGUCCUACAAGAUGCCCUGGUACUCCUACCACUCUGUAGACGUGUUUAUGUUUUUGCUUGCCGCCGCCACCCUGUUUGUGACUAUUUCUGUUUAUGGUAUUAAGUUUCUUUGCUGCAGGGUUUGUGGUAAACGCAAGUCAAAGCAAGAAUAGCAAUAGCAAUUAAUUUGUAUAGCACAUUAUCAAACACAACUGUCAUUCAAUGUGCUUGAGAGGAAACCAAAUUAAAAUAAAUUAAUUUCUUUUUACGACA